UCAAGAAAAUGGAUCCGAUUCUGAUAUUACGCAAUUUCUAAGUCUAGGUAAAGAACACCAAGGAGAUGUAGCCAAAGAAAAUAUCCAGCUUCCUAUUUGCACCUUGUCCACCAAACCACAUGAGUUUGUUGACGAGAUAUGCAAAUACAUCAUGUCCAUUAACGAUGCAACCUGUUUGAAAAAAGAAUGGGUGCGAAGCUCCACACCUUAUCCACUAGGAUUAACUCUAAAGCAAAUUCAGGACAUACUCAGGAUGGACAAGCCAAUGGACAAGGAUUGUUUCAACAUGGCUGUGCGCAUAGUGGCAUGUGAUGAGAUACAAUUUUUGAUAGAGCCUCCCGUGCAUAACAUGGACUUAAGAUUUUGUUCGGCGAUACUCGAUGGUAAAAAACAUCCACUUUGGCGUGUUAAGCCAGAUAUUAAGGAGUUGGCAACAUUUUUCAUAGCUGGCCUGGGAUAGACCAUAAUAUAUCAUCAUGCAACAUGGUAAGUUAGGUCUCUUUUCCAUUAUUAACAUGAUUUAUGUGUUUUAAUGCUCACCACUUGCAGAUUUUUUUGCCACACGAAUUUCUUGGCAACUUCAUCUUGUCCACCAUCGACAAACAUGAUUGUCGUGUAUGUAUUUUAGACCCAUGUUCUGAACCUCUAUCAGAAGAGAGGUACCAACUAAAAUUACAAAGGUGUUCAUUCUAUCUAAAUGACACUCUUGAGAUAGCGCAACCUGGCUGGAAUUUCGAUAUUUAUUUCUGGCCACGUAAAUAUCCUCACAAUAUCCCAAUACCAACA
Lolium perenne is the source of this 786-nucleotide messenger RNA. The record is from RefSeq and is a predicted model, not a curated record. Lineage: Eukaryota; Viridiplantae; Streptophyta; Magnoliopsida; Poales; Poaceae.